This is a messenger RNA of Microplitis demolitor, 3757 nucleotides long. RefSeq names its product glucosidase 2 subunit beta (gene GCS2beta). NCBI's taxonomy places the organism in Eukaryota, Metazoa, Arthropoda, Insecta, Hymenoptera, Braconidae. Gene Ontology annotation, molecular function: protein binding. Gene Ontology annotation, biological process: N-glycan processing. The record is from RefSeq and is a predicted model, not a curated record. Bases 209 to 1810 code for a protein of 533 amino acids. Gene Ontology annotation, cellular component: glucosidase II complex. The transcript is spliced from 2 exons.
GUGUGUGUGUGUUGUGUGUUAACUACUUGGACUAAGUGUACCUGUAGUAAACUCAACAAACGUCUGAUCUUAUUUAGCAGAGGUAAAAAAAAAUAAAAUAAAAUAAAUAAAUAAUAAAUAAAAAUAAAAAGUAUUUAAAGAAUCAAGACUUGGAGAAUUUGAAUAAUUAGCAAUUACGUAAUUAAAUUAAUAGAUCAAGUAAGUUAAGAUGAUUAAUUACUUGUUAUUUUUUGUGAUAUCAGCAUUAGUUUUAUCAUUUGAAUUGAGCCACGUAACCGGUACUAAAGUAACACGUAUACGGGGCAUUCCAUUAUCGAAAAAUUCGCUUUAUGAUCCGAAAAAAGACUUUAGUUGUUUAGAUGGCAGCCGUAUUAUAACAUUUGACAAAGUCAAUGACGACUAUUGUGACUGUGGUGAUGGGAGUGAUGAACCCGGUACCGCUGCUUGCUCAAAUGGCUUCUUUUUCUGUGAGAACUCUGGUCAUAAGUCACGAUACAUACCGUCGAGUCUUGUCAAUGAUGGAAUUUGUGAUUGCUGUGAUGCUAGUGACGAGUACGCAUCCUCGGCAUCCUGUGUUGACAAUUGUAAAGAGCUUGGUCGGGAGGCGAGAGCUGAAGCUGAAAAAGCUGCUGAGCUGGUGAGAGAGGGCAGCAAAAUCAGGCUGCAGUUGGCUGAGGAAGGACGAAAAUUGAAGAAUGAAAUUGCUGAGAAAUUGACUAAACUCAAAAAUGACUUCUUGGAGGCUGAGCUGAUUAAGAAAGAAAAGGAGAUUAUCAAGAAUCAGGCUGUUGAUAGAGAAAAUGCUGCUUUGGAAAAAUACAAACCGGCUGAAUCUGAGGCUACGGAUCAGAAUGAGCAGAGUGGUGAAGCUCAACUUCGAGAAGCUGAUGAGUACUUUAAGAUGCUUGAUUCUGAUGAGAGCCGCAGUGUUACUUUGAGUGAGUUGCAAACGAGAAUUAUUUUUGAUCGGGAUCACAAUGGUGCUGUCACUGAGGAAGAAGCCAUGUACUUUUUGGGGCAGGAUGAAGUUAAUUUUGAUGAGUUUCUUGAAAAAUCAUGGCAUAACAUCAAGCCGGUACUCAUGAAAGAACAAGGAUUAUUUAGAGGCCCAGAUGACCAGGAGAAACGUCAAGUCCACGAGGAGCAUGAGCUUGAACACGAGGACGAACAUGAUACUGAGGAAGAUGAGGAUGAAGAAGACCAAGAACAAGAUGUUGAAGGAGCUGCUGAAGAUGCUGAAGGGCACGCUGAAGAGAUUGAAAGAGAAGGUGAAGUAGAGCAGCCACCAGAGCAACCACAGGUUCAGUACGACGAAGAGACUCAGGCGUUAAUUGAUGAGGCGACCGCUGCAAGGACUCAGUACCAGCAAGCAGAGAAGGCUGCGCUUGAUCUACAAAACGAAAUAAGAUCACUGGAGGCUAAAAUCGACCGAGAUUACGGACCCGAAGAAGUCUUUGCUGCGCUAGAUGGUGAGUGCUACCAGUACACGGACCUGGAGUACGUGUACACGAUGUGCAUGUUCGGACGAGCCACUCAAAGUGCCAAAUCUGGAGGCAGCGAAGUCAGUCUAGGUCACUGGCAAGACUGGGCUGGUCCCGAUUACAGUAAAUACUCAAAGGCCAAAUUCGACAGAGGUCUCACCUGCUGGAAUGGACCAGCCAGGUCAACAAUGCUCGAGUUACGUUGUGGUAAAGAAAACAAACUUGUGUCAGUAUCCGAACCAAGUCGGUGUGAGUACGCCAUGAUAUUUACGACACCGGCGCUUUGUAAUCCUGAUGCUGAUAACUCUAGUGUACAUGAUGAAUUGUAAAAAUAUAAAUAAUGAUAAUGAUAAUAACAACCAAUAACUGAUAAGAUGAAAUCGAUUAAUGAUAACGUUUUAUAGGAUUUUAAAUAAAUUUAUGUGGACACUAUUCACUGAUUUUUUUACGCGUUCACAAUAAUAUUUAUCAUUGCCAAGAUAAAUAUCAACUGUUUAAAUAUUUUGAAGGUUUAUUAUUAAUAUUAGUUUUUUUUUUUUUACUUUACCAUAUUUUCUAAACCAUAAAUACUUAGUACUGACGCCCGUAAUGAUUAGAUAAUUUUUUAGCAAGUGCCUAGUCAACAAUAAAAGCAUUUACUUGUGAACGCAAUAAUGAGAGAGGAUUUAAGUAAAUUGUGAAAUCGAUAAUUAAUUUUAAAAUUAAAAUGAGUAAACGGUUCAGCGAUCAUUUUUUAAAAUGAAAGGCAAUAAAAUUUUAAAUACGAUAAUUAUACAUGUUAAUUAAUUUAAAAAAAAGAAAUGAAUUGAAAUUGAAAUUGAAACUAAAGAUACGGCACAAUUUUUUCACUUGAAAAAAUAAAUCUAGUAGUAAAUAGUUAUUGUCGUAUAAAAAUAAAUGGAUCACUGUUACAUUCCUGUUUUUUACACCGGAUAACUUGUAGAUUUAUCAGAAUAAAGCAAAAGAGUAAUCACGUAAUUAAUAAAUAGUAAUAAAUUUAUAAAAGUAAGUAAUAAGUACGGGUCCUGUGAUAAAUGCACUUAUUUUAUUUUUGUUGUAAAAAAAUAUUGUGCAGACGGUGAUCCAGUUUUUUUUGAAAAAAUAAAUAAAUGAAUAAAAGAAAAACUCACUUGUGACAGUUUUUUCUUAUUGAGGGAAUUUUAGACGAUACCCCACUUUUUAAAUUUAUCUGAUGACGAACUGUAAUAACCGUAAUUAAAAUUCUAUUAAUUAAUUAUUUAAGAAAAAAAAUUAGGGCAUUAGUGGAAAAAAAGACAAUGAGUAUAAUUUCAUCAGGAUGUGGAUUUUAAAAAAUUACUAACGGUUUUAAAUUUUCUGUUUGAUGAGAUUUUUUGUUAAUGAAAGUAGUAGACAUUUGAUUUUCUUUUUUUAAAUAAGCGAAUAAAAUACUUGGAAAAAAUUCAUAUCAAGAAGUUUUAAAAAUCUUUUUGUGCAGAUUUAAAAAAAAAAAUUAAUUGUAAUUUUAUAGUUGAAAGUAAUUUGGUAGUAAAAACAUUAAAAUUAAAUGAGUGUGAAUGUAACUGACAAUUGUAAAUUUAAAAAUUUAUUUAAUAAAUAAAUAAAAUGGAAGUAGAAUGGAAAUUUAAAAAUACAUAGAUAAAAGAAAAAUUAGUGCGCGUUUUUUAAAUUUUAUUAUUAUAAUUAAUUAAUUGUCUCCACUACAUUCACAUAAAAUUAAUGAGUGUGAAUGUGGCUGAUAACUGACAGUUUUUUAAAUCUUUGAAUGCAAGUAAAAUGAAAAUUCAAAAAUGCGUAUUUAGAUAAUUUAAAAAUCAGUACGCGCAUUUUUUUAAAUUCAUAAACUAUUACAUAUUUCAAUGAUCAAACAUUGGCUACUUUAUCACAAUUUAAAAAAAAAAACCAGUGAAAUCUUAAUGUCAAGAUUACAAUUCAAAAUUUCAAAUUUUUUAGGUUAAAAUAUAUUUGAAACUUUAAUUAACCAGAUAGAUAAUUUAAAAUACUGUAAGUAAAUUUCUCUUUAAUCAAUAUCUUGACGAACUUAUCACUACAUUGUCUUUUAAUUUGUAAAAAAACGAAUUACAUAUUCAAAAAGUAGAGGGUACUGUCUAAGAUUGACCUUAAAAUGUGUGUAUGUAAAUUAAAACUAAAACGUGAAUCUGUUGAUUAAUUAAUGAAUUAAGUUAAGUAUUUUGUAACUUUUUAAAAGCAUCAGUGUGGUGGGCACGUUUUCAGAUUCAAAUAAAUUAAGUAAAUAAAAACAAUAAUUAAUUGAAUAAAGAUAUUUGUCAAAUUGA